Clonostachys solani is the source of this 714-nucleotide messenger RNA. NCBI's taxonomy places the organism in Eukaryota, Fungi, Ascomycota, Sordariomycetes, Hypocreales, Bionectriaceae. The record is from the annotation of a GenBank genome assembly.
AUGGCCGAGUACGAAGGUGAAAGCCUGGCAAGAUGGCCACAGUUGAAUCGUUUUAAUCUGGCCGACCAACCUCAUGGCCACACGAUUCACGCGAUGCAGCAAACCGGGUUCCAUACAUGGGGAUUUGUCAUUUAUAGAUGCACGUAUUCCGACGACGCUGCCUGGAAUCGAUACCUUGCGUUUAUGCACAAGGAAAUCGCCUGGUCCCUUGGAGUCUGCGGCACAGACCUUCUCUUGACCCAAUAUCUUGACAUGACCGUUGUUGAGGACCCAUCAACAUUGAACAACGCGCUCAAGGCGGCGGUGCGAGACCAUUUCGAGACUUGGGUCGAUGCCAAUCAAGACCAGGAAAAGGGUGGCCCCGGUUGGGACAACCCGAUUGCACAGUCCAUCCCUAGAUUUCGGUUUUGCAUCUACGUGGACCAAAAAUGUCUCGAUACUCUCCAGAAACGUGUCGAGUGGGAAGGUUCUAGCUCCCGAAGCGGUCGGUCGCCGGCUGUUGUUUGUGCCAUGAUUGACUUGGAUUGUGAGCCUGGAGGAGAAGGCCGGGGUGGAUAUCCCGAUCUUGAAGGUUGCACCAGGGAGUAUCCCGGGUGGAUGUAUCUUAGUCUUCGCAUGAUCCCCGGGCAGGAGAGGUUGACGGAUUCACGUGGGAGAAUUCUCAGGCCUCCCGAGAUAUAUCCUGAGGGGUCGCACCAGUCUAUGCCUGUCUAA